This is a messenger RNA of Letharia columbiana, 876 nucleotides long. RefSeq lists its product as uncharacterized. Gene Ontology annotation, cellular component: membrane. NCBI's taxonomy places the organism in Eukaryota, Fungi, Ascomycota, Lecanoromycetes, Lecanorales, Parmeliaceae. The transcript is spliced from 3 exons. The record is from RefSeq and is a predicted model, not a curated record. Gene Ontology annotation, molecular function: 3-oxo-5-alpha-steroid 4-dehydrogenase activity. Bases 1 to 876 code for a protein of 291 amino acids. Gene Ontology annotation, biological process: steroid metabolic process.
AUGCCGAUCAUUAUCAUCCCAACUUGGUGUCCGCCCUCCCGCGAGCAUUGGGAGCUCGUCACAUUCCUCUGGCAGUUCUUCCCGAUCUUCACCUUGUUCCAAUGGCUCGUCAAGUACUAUCCCAUGGGCAAGACCUCGACCGCAUCUUCCUUCAAUGUCCCCGGCAAGAUUGGGUGGGCCACUAUGGAGGCGCCUGGCUUCAUCACGCUUUUGUACUUGAUGUACGCUCUGCCGAAGCAGGAGGGGAUUGAGAGUCUUCCAUUCACCAAUUGGACUAUGGCUAGUUUAUUUGCGAUUCACUACAUCUACCGCGCCCUCAUCUCCCCACUGUUUCUGAAUCCCUCAAUGUCACCUAUCCACAUUUCAGUCUGGGCUUCGGCGCUUAGUUUCCAACUGAUUAAUGCCACGUGCAUUGGAGGCUGGCUCGGCGGAUACGGCCCCACGACACAGGACGAAUGGACCGGUGCUGCAAUGAGACUUGAACUCGGCCUAAUGAUCUUUGCAGUUGGUCUCCUGGGCAACAUGUAUCACGACGAUGAGUUGCGCGAGAUCAGGAGGGCUGCAGCGCGGAAUCAGGAGAGAAAGCAGAAGGCUCGGGGCGAGAAGGGUGACGGGAAAGGUGUCGAGAAGGUGUACAUGGUCCCUGAGAAUGGCCUCUUUCGUUUGGUGUUGUUUCCGCAUUAUCUAUGUGAAUGGAUUGAGUGGGGUGGAUUCUGGAUGAUUGGGGGAAUGGCCUGUGUGCCAGCGAGGACGUUUUUAAUCAAUGAGGUGGCCACCAUGCUGCCGAGGGCCCUCGAUGGCAAACAGUGGUAUAUCGAGAGAUUUGGAAAGGAGAAGAUAGGAAGCAGGAAGGCUAUCAUACCAGGCAUAAUAUGA